Molecule: messenger RNA, 3300 nt
Organism: Phytophthora sojae
Lineage: Eukaryota; Oomycota; Peronosporomycetes; Peronosporales; Peronosporaceae
Exons: 3
Coding region: 1-3300 (1099 amino acids)
Biological process (GO): phospholipid translocation
Cellular component (GO): plasma membrane
Molecular function (GO): ATP binding; ATPase-coupled intramembrane lipid carrier activity; magnesium ion binding
Source: RefSeq, a predicted model, not a curated record
AUGAUCAAGCAGGGCAUCGAGGACAAAAAGCGCCACGAUGCCGACAAUGUACAGAACUCGAGACAUUGCAAGGUGCUGGGUCGUCACGGGGAAAUCGUGACCAAGGAGUGGCAGGAGGUGCUGGUCGGCGACGUUUUACGUCUCGGCGACGGCGACGAAGCCCCCGCAGACGUGUUCAUUCUCGCAACCUCUGAAGAGGAAGGUCGCUGCUUCGUCGAGACGUGCAACCUAGACGGUGAAACAAACUUGAAGCGACGAUCCGCUAUUGAGCAGGUGACGCAGCACAUCGGCUACAGGAAACUGAACGACCCGGCGCUGCCAGAAGCCGAGCACAGCAAGCAAAUGAUGCAGUUCAGUGGCACGAUGGAGUACGAACAGCCCAACAACCGGCUGUACAAUUUCACGGGCAGGAUUGAAUUCGGGCCUAACAAUGAGGCCGCCCCCAUUGGGCCGUCCAACACUAUUCUGCGUGGCUGCAGCGUUCGCGGCUGUGCUUACAUUUACGGCGUCGUCAUCUUUACUGGCUCCGAGACGAAGUUGAUGCAGAAUGCCCGCGCAACGCCGUCGAAGCAGAGCAACGUGUACAAAGUGGUCAACCGCUGCAUUCUGCUGAUCUUUAUCACGCAAUUCGUGCUGUGCAUCAUCAGCACCAUUUGCAAUACGAUCUGGAUGGAUAAGUACGAGGAAAAUCUGUGGUACUUUAGCUCGGCCAUUACACGGACGUCGUCUGGAUCCAACCUGGUGAGCUUCUUCACCUUCCUCAUCCUGUACAACAACCUCGUUCCCAUCUCGUUGUACGUCUCCCUCGACAUGGUCAAAGUUGUCCAGGCGAAGAACAUCUCUAGUGACCCGGAAAUGUGUCACGAAGGAACCUACGCCAAUGCGCGGACGUCCGAUUUGAAUGAAGAGCUGGGCCAGGUACAUCACAUCUUCAGCGACAAGACGGGUACUCUCACGUGCAACAUCAUGGAGUUUCGCAAGUGCUUCAUUGCUGGUGUGUCCUAUGGUUUCGGCACAACCGAAAUCGGCCGUGCAGUGGCAGAGCUGGCGAAGAAAAAUGCAGCUGCAAAGGGCGAGUCAAGCAGUUCAAUCGACAAAGGGGGCGACGACAAACACCAUGAUCCUCGAGACGCGCAAGUGGAGUUUAACCCCUUCAUUCAUUUCGACGACCCGCGCUUAGUAAAUGCACUAGCUGCGAAUGCUCCAGAGGCCGCAGCAAUUGACGAGUUCCUCACCGUGCUUUCCGUUUGCCACACGGUGAUCCCCGAGACGAACGCGAAAACAGGUCAAAUUGACUAUCGUGCCUCCUCUCCAGAUGAAGAAGCGCUGGUAAAAGCUGCCAAGUGCUUGGGAUACAACUUCAUCACCCCAGCCCCGCUCCUGGAAGUGAAGGUGACUACGAAGAGGGGAACCUCGGCCGUGCGCAAGUACACAAUCCUCAACGUGAACGAGUUCAACAGCACGAGAAAGCGGAUGUCGGUGACGCUCCGAACCGAAGACGGUCGCUACUUUUUGUAUUGCAAGGGCGCGGACAAUGUCAUGAUGCCUCGGAGCAAGAUUGACGAACACACGGCAAAAAUGGACGAGGAGCUGAAGCGGUUUGCUAGUGAAGGCCUUCGGACCUUGGUCAUAUGCAGUAAAGAGCUGACAGAGGAAGAGUACUUGGCAUGGGACGUCAAGUACCAGGAAGCUGUGACGUCUCUAACGAAUCGUGAUGAACUUCUGGACGAAGUCGCCGAGUUGAUCGAAACGGAGAUGAAAAUUGUUGGUGCAACUGCAAUCGAAGACAAACUGCAAAAAGGUGUUCCGACUGCGAUAGCGAACCUUGCCCAAGCUGGGAUUAAGAUCUGGAUGCUUACAGGCGAUAAAGAAGAAACCGCGAUCAACAUCGGACACGCGUGCCAGUUGAUCAACGAUGGCAUGCGGCUUCUCAUUGUCAACUGUGAAGAUCUCGAUGAUUUGGGCAGACAAGUUGACAAGAUCUACAAGCUCGAUGACGUACAGUCUCAUAUCAACGCCAACAAGGUGUCCGCUCAUCUCGCGCUUGUUUGCGACGGGAAAGCCAUGGUGCAUGUUUUCCCACCGAAGAACACCUCGUCGGAGCGAGCUUUACAUGCAGCAAAGGUGCUAUCUCAAAUGAUUUUGGAAAUCUCCAGCGUUUGCCAAGCUGUUAUCGCGUGCCGUGUGUCUCCUGCCCAGAAGGCAGACAUCGUCAACCUCAUUCGGUACAACUCGCCGCAAAAGCCGAUCACGUUGGCCAUUGGAGAUGGAGCAAAUGAUGUGAACAUGAUUCAGUCGGCCCAUGUGGGGGUUGGCGUGUCAGGCCAGGAAGGCGUCCAAGCUGUGAACGCCAGCGACUAUGCGAUCGCGCAGUUCCGCUUCCUGGAGAGGCUUCUCCUAGUCCACGGUCGCUACAACUACCAGCGGAUCUCCAAAGUCAUUCUGUAUUCCUUCUACAAAAACGUCGCUCUUGUCAUUGCGCUCUUCCUCUUUAACUUUUACAACGGGCAGUCCGGCACGAGUGUGUUCGAGAGUUUCAUCAUGGCGGGGUGGAACUUCUUCCUGGCGUUGCCGAUCAUUGCGAUUGGCGUUUUUGACGAGGAUGUCGCGCCCGAACAAGUCCUCCGCAACCCAGUGCUGUAUGUGCCUGGGCAACGGAACGAAGGGAUCAACAUGAAGCGCUUCUCGACGUGGCUAUUCAACGCUAUCAUCCAGGCGUUCAUUUGUUUUAUGUUGGCCAUGUACGGGACGAUCAACGUCAGCGGAUUCAGCGCGGGGCUCUAUCUCCAGGGCAGUGUCAUCUACUCUGUGCUACUGAUGUCCGCCAACCUGAAAGUCAUCCUGGAGACCUUGUCGUGGACGAAAUUCAAUCGGCUCGUGCUCGCGUUCAGUCUGUGGCUAUUCUUUUCCUUCCUCCUCGUGUUCCCCUUCAUGGGGUCGCUAGGACGGGAUCUGUACGGAGUCUCGCUUCGAUUGCUUUCAAGGUUUGCCCCGAGCAGUGACCGACAAGCCAUGAUCAAUAUCAAGAAAUGCAGAUUAUUCACACAUGUCCGCUUCGUGUUCAGCUCCGCUGAGACGGACGGGGGCGACAAGGACGACCGCGAUUCACGGGAGCUCGCGUCGCUCAAGGUCCUCGAAUUCCACCGGGAAGCUGUAGCAUCCUUCACCAAAGAGAGACCCGCGUCCUUCAGCACUUCAGGCGGAAUUGUUCCUGGGCCGUCCACCACUUCUAGUGCCCAUCUUAGCGGCCACUUCAGCAGCGGCCAUCUCAGUGCUCGCCACUCGCAACGCGGCACCUGA